UUUCCAAAGAUUUUUGCUUUUCACACGCUGCCCUGCCCCCUGUAGUCAGGUGACGAGUACAGUGACGAUAUGAGCUGGAAGGAGCGAAGAGACCUGCUCGUGGAGCUGUAUGGUUCAGUGGCUCCAGCUUGCUGCCUCGGUUUAAAGGGAGGGAGGAGAACGUCAAGACGGAUAUAUUCGUCGCCUUUGUCGCUUUCCUUAAACUGACCAGGCCCUCUGAGGGACUCAUCGCAGCAGAACCCGGAGGCAAAGAAGAACCAGCUAUCACUCUGCUUAAGAAGAACCAGCUAUCACUCUGCUUAAGAAGAACCAGCUAUCACUCUGCUUAAGAAGAACCAGCUAUCACUCUGCUUAAGAAGAACCAGCUAUCACUCUGCUUAAGAAGAACCAGCUAUCACUCUGCUUAAGAAGAACCAGCUAUCACUCUGCUUAAGAAGAACCAGCUAUCACUCUGCUUAAGAAACAGGUCCCCACAGUAGCGAAGGCUCUCCACAAGCAGCUGAAAGAGAAGAGCAUGGAGUCUAGACAGGGCUGGCCAACGUACUGCAUACAACAUACCAGUCUCACAUCGGGUAACUUCACUUAGAUAUUAAUUUACUGCAUUCUGGCAGGUAGCCUAGUGGUUAGAGUGUUGGGCCAGGAACCAAAAGGUUGCUAGAUUGAAUGACAAGGUAAAAAUCUGUCUUUAUGCCCCUGAACAAGGCAGUUAACCCACUGUUCCUAGGCCGUCAUUGUAAAUAAGAAUUUGUUCUUAACUGACUUGCCAACUUAAAAGGUAAAAUUGUUUAUUUCUUGGGCCAGCGGUUUUUCCUCGACAAACUCUGGGCCUACUGUAGUGAUAGGCUACAACAAUUGUUCAUUUCUUCUCUGUACUUAAAUCAGGACUACUUCCUGUCCCUAGAUAGUUACCCACAGUAACUUAAAAAGGAAAUAGUGUUGCGAUGUCUAUUGGUACACUGCCAAGAAGUCAACUUGACAUUCAUAUUAACCUCUCGCUUUAUCAUUUACUCAGAGAAGUCUACCUCGUCCAACAUGAAGAUCAAUGCCCUCUGUCCUAAUGUGCAUCCACCCUCCUUACGUCUUCCAGCCUCACAUGAAGGUUAUUCUGCCCACGGCGGUGCAGCGUAUGGAGGACCCCUUCUAUAAGAUCACCUCCGAGACCCUCCUGGUCACUCAGCAGAUGAUCAGACACCCAUUAGGUGACAAACUACCUGCUUCUUCAUUUGACGUCAAGCCCUACGUGAAGGACUUGUUCGCUGGCACCCUGAAGAGGCUGCAGUCAAAGACCAUGAAGUGGAAGGCCAUUUCUUGUAUGGGUCACGUGUCACCUAGAUUUUCCUGGAGAGGCUGAAGAACAAGAUCACCAGGUUGACAACGGUGAAGACCCCGACUCUCAUCGCUGCAUUGCCCCUUAGGCUUGAAGGUCGGAAGUCAAUCCUGAAGGCAUCCCCAUCCUGGCCUCCUUCCUCGAAGAACCAACGAGCCUUCAAGCUAACCGAUCUCAACAUGACCAUGACGAGCAACAGCCUGAAGCCACCCAUGAUCGAGGCCGUGCUCAACGAGCUACCUUGCUUUGAUCGAGGAGAGCAAUAAGCACAUAUCCCAGACGGCAGUGAUACUCACCUGUAUGGCUAAGGUGUGUCCCUCCUCCCUGUCCCAAGAUCGGGAACACUGUCCUACCUGGUGUGUUUCAUCUGGUUCAUUCCCCAGUUGCUCCAAUGAGGGUCUCGCUCUGUCAUCCUAGUUCUUCCAAGCACCGGUGGUCACCAAGGCUGGGAACAACGACCUCCUGAAAGCUCUCAGAUCGGGGAAGGCUACAGACCCUUACACCCAUGGACUUUUCCUGGUUAAAUAAAACAGACAGUCCUACUACUCUGUGACCAGGUAGUUGUAGUUUUGGAUAGAUGCCUUGCAUGGCUGUCAUAGGCCAUACUCACUGCCUCAAAUUAUUCCUAUUCUGCCUUGAAAGUUGAUCGUUUGAAACAUGCCUUUGACAUAUAUAUAUGUACGAUAUUAAAAGGACUUUGAAAAAUAUAUUUUAAUGCUACUUGUUACCUUGAAAUCACCGUUGAGUUGAAAACGUGCCUUCUUGACAUUCAGGUAAUACUUUGUUAAAAAUGACUUUUCAAAGCCGGUGGUAUUCACCGCCAUUUUGUAGAGCUGUGAUGUCGAUACAGUAUUCCCAACAAAUACAUUGAAAAUAAACAAAUGUUUAGUUAAUUUGUUAACUGUGCACCAUCUAGUGUGUGAAACUUAAGACUCAUCAAUACUCUAAAGCAUUGAUGACCGGGCAAACAAGAUGGUAAAUACUCUUUACACGUAUAGAUCAUUUAUUGAACAAACAAUAAACAGAUAACAGGUG
Messenger RNA from Oncorhynchus nerka (sockeye salmon), 2362 nucleotides. Its product is annotated as cullin-associated NEDD8-dissociated protein 1-like. Gene Ontology annotation, biological process: protein ubiquitination; SCF complex assembly. The transcript is spliced from 4 exons. The record is from RefSeq and is a predicted model, not a curated record. Gene Ontology annotation, cellular component: nucleus. The coding region runs from base 1043 to 1351 and encodes 102 amino acids. NCBI's taxonomy places the organism in Eukaryota, Metazoa, Chordata, Actinopteri, Salmoniformes, Salmonidae.